AGAGAAAUAUCAAUCUCAAACAUUUUACUACGCAAACUCAACAAAGAGAAAAAACCACCAGAGUCAAGAGUACGUUGAGCAGAACUGAACAUCAACAUCAUCAGCGUUCACAUCUUCUAUGCUCUUGCUCUCGCAAUAACCUUGCACAACCCCAAAACUAUACUCCCCAUAAAGGGAUAGAUAUCGUUGAACAAGACCAACAACAAAAUAAAAACGGCACACAAAAAAAAAAACAAAAACAAAAUUCCGGUCCACACCAUCAAGGCGACCGAGCACCGAGCAACGCCGCUGUCAUUCGUCGUGCCGUAAUAGCAAGCAAAAUUCACACCAACUCUAUGUCGAUUGGGUAGAAAAUCAGUUCUUUUGAUAACGCGAUACGGGUUGGUUUACAAUCGGCAAACACGCGCUUACCGCCAUCUAUCGGCUUAACUGAAAUUUUUGUAAUACGAUUUUUGUGUAUAGAAUCUCGAAUCUCGAAAGUUUUCCAGUUGUAUUUCUGUUUUUGUUGAUGUUUAAAUCUGCGUUGGUAAAAAGAAUUAUUUUCUGUGGUUUUGUGGUUUUUCCUCUAAAAUUGUAAUAAAUACGAAAGUCGUCCUUAAAACAAAACAUAAAAGGGUUAAUUUUUGACAAAAAAUAAAUUAGGUCAAAUUUGCUGUGUGUGUGUAUUUGUUUAAUUGUUCGUUCGAGGACGAAAAAUAAAAACCAACAUAAUGCCUCUGUUUUGUUGCUGUUUUUGUUGUUGUGGAUCUUGAGUUUGAUGAUGAUAAUGAUAAGUAUUAUUGUAGUUAUCAGUGAAACCGUCGUUCAUUUUAUCCAUUAAUUGACGACCGGUCUAGUCCUCUUCUUCCCCUCAUCAGCAGCGGGGGGAUCUUUAGCCCUUUUGGCGUGGUGUAGAAGGACAUCGAAGGACACUUUUGAAUUCAUCGAGUGUGAUUUUUCGAAAUAAAAUCAAAAAUCAGAAAACACGAGAAAAAAAGCCGGGUCGAAGGAAUUGCGAGUAAUUCUUCGAUUUUACGCGACGAAGAGGCAUCCAAUUAAAGCCUGAAAUUCUCACCACCACCAUCAUCAGGACAACGAACGUCCAAAUAGUGUGAUGUUUAAUUUUAAUUGGUGACGAGACAGAGGGCAAGAAACCCGCGUAAAACAUUUUAAAAGUCUACCUUCAUACAUGGGAAUACCUACGUAUGUAAGUGUUUCAGAGCAUCCAGAGCACGAGCGCAGACCCCGACCCUAACCACGACCCCGAACGAACGAACGAGCACAGAAUCGUAGGCGAAUCCGUGAAUUUCUGCCUUGUUAAAUAAAUUAAUUAAAAAUGUAUUUAAAUUCAUUUAAUUUGGAUUUUGUUACAUAUCAACGCCAACAACGCCAUCAUCAUCGACGAUGCGGCCAACAGUGUUCGACAAGAUAAAUGUUGUGCCAAUGUCCCGUGUUUUGUGUUUUAUUCACUUUUGUUUUUAAUUUUGUGUCGAAUUCGUGCUUUUUUUCGCUGAGAUAAAUGUUCGUAUAUUUUUCACCGUGAAAAGCAUUUGGUGAGGAUUUAAUUGUGAAAUACACUUUGUUCGUUUUCCGUGAGUCACGUCGAUCGUUGCGUCGUAUGAAGUUGAUUCGGUUUGAAUAUUUUUCACACGGUAAGUUAUACUUUGAAGUGGGUUGGGUAUCCCUAUCUACCUACCUACGCAUUAUAAAUUUACUCGUCCCUGUGUACGUAUAGAUGCAUGCGAACUAUAGUCGUGUAUGUCGAUAUGGCUCCACGUUGUCUGUAAGGACACACAUCAUCAACAUCAGCAAGUAGAAGGAGUUUGAGCUUGAGAGUCCUGGUGCGAAAUAAAACAAGAAGAGGAGGAAGAAAAAAAGUCCUGAGUACUUUUUAAUGAGAGAGGGUAUAAACAUUGCUAACAACACUCACGCUGUUGUUGCGUCGACUUUAUAAGGAGCACCUUAUACUAACGAAAUUUCAGACAAAUUGAAUCCAGGAAAACAACCCAACCUACGAGCGUCGAGUAUAUGCAAGACACCUCUCUACUGCACAGUAUAAAUAUAGUACACAUCCCAUAUACCAAAGGCGAACCACCAACAUAACACCAUUUAUCUCUGCAGCGGAUGCAACCGCACGUUUGUUUCCUGACUGAAUGCACCGACAACGACGACGACAUUUUCCCAUCAAUCCUUAGUGUUGUUGUUGUAGCUGUGUUACUGGUUUUACCAUUUUAGCCAUUUAUUGCAGCUCUAGAGAGUGACUCACUCACCCUCACCCUCUCUCACUUUCUCUACAACCAACAAACAGGAAGAGCAAAAGAUUUAUCCAUGUGCAAAAUUCAAUCAAUUAUGAUUUGAUUCCAGAGGAGGACGACGCACACACUUUACAAACUCACAAGGACAACAACGAUAUACAACGAUUCAACGAGGCACGAGUAACCUACAAAACCCACUUUGUAACGCAUCAACAGACGAUGACGUGGUGUAAGGAACAAUAACUGUGCAUGCAACAUAAGUGAACGAGAGCUAUCCCAGGCGGCCAUCACCAUCAAGCCAUCAACCAGAAUUUAGGAAAGGACCAGAAUCCAGAAUUCAGAAUUCAGAAAACUGUGUGCAAAAUUGUUGACCGCAAUAAUUUGAUUGCGUGAAUAAAUAUCAAAAGAUCUUUCUCUCUUCUAGAACAAUAACAGAAAAUCAAACGAAAAAAAAUUGAAUACCCAUCGACACCGUCACAUCGUCGUCGUCGUCGGUUACAAAACGGAAUUUCGUCGUGUUUUGUGUUAGUUUUUUUUUUGAGGCGGAAAGGGUAAAGAAAAUUCUUAAAGUGAGCAGUUUUCAAGAGAUUUUGGUUUUUCGUACGUUCAUAGGACACCUGCUGUUUCUAAAGGCAAAGUGCAUGUUUGUGGAUUGAGAGAAAAUACAAAAAAAAAACAUAGUGUUACCAGUUGGGCGCCAUUUAAAACAAAAAAAAAUCGUUUUGUUUUUUCCUUCUGGCCAAGUGUUGUUCAUCGUGUGUCGUAGUCGUUGUCACCGAAUGUGGUGGCAAGGAUAAGAGACAGAGAUAUUUCUCACUCACACGUCGCGUUCGUUGGCGCGGUUAACGUUUUUCUAUCUGCCAGGUUUUUGAUAUCACGCCGCGCUUAGGGCAAAUGAUAUAAAAUAUAAAUCCCUCAAGGAUAUUUCCUAGACCAGAGGUUGUUAUUUUCGUUCGCUUUCGUUUUUUUUUUUUUUGUUUGGCGUAAACUGUGAGAAAAGUUGCAAAAAUACCAUUUUUAUCCAACUAAACCAGCUACCACUAUAUUGGAGGAAAGAUAACACUAAAGGUGGCCCACCAGUCUAAGGAUACACCUAUACACUGAAACCUGCACAAAUUCACAGGAUAUAAAAUGUUGCACACUCGGGUCGUCUAUUUACGAUCAGCAGCAAUUCUUUGCCUGCUGAUAGUCAUUGCAAUCCCAGAACUCACAGUGGCGCUAAAAGACGUCUACGUGACCGUACCAACUGCCGUUAAACGUGGCGAUAGCGCAAUGCUGGCAUGCAAUUACGACAUCGAAAAUGAUACUCUAUACACGGUAAAAUGGUACAAAGGCCGGCGGGAGUUCUAUCGCUAUACACCCAAGGAGAAUCCGGCGAUGAAAAUCUUCAAAUUACCCGGAAUUAAUGUUGAGUCAACUCUAUCAAACCAAAGUCAUGUCACGCUAGUUUCAGUGCCAUUAUCAAUAACGGGCAAGUUCAGCUGUGAAGUAUCUGCCGAUGCGCCAUCUUUUCACACUCUCAUCCACACAGCAGAAAUGGAAAUUGUUGAACUGCCAACCCAACGUCCAAUCAUAACUGGCAUCCAUUCAAGAUAUCGCUUAGGUGACGUCAUCAAUGGGAAUUGCUCAUCGGACUACUCAAAGCCAGCAGCCAAUCUAACCUGGUGGAUCAAUGAGAUUGCGGUCCUUCCAAAUUACAUUCGAACAUAUGAAGUUCAAAAGCACACUGAAGAAAAUCUUGAAUCUUCUGUGUUGGAAAUUAAUUUCAUUGUGACGUAUCAACACUUUAUGAAAGGCCGACUCAAAUUAAAAUGCACAGCUCGAAUUCAUGAAAUUUACGAACAAGAAACAGAAAAAGUCAUCGAAGAAGAUCGACCUAGAAUAUUAGCUUCAGGUCGAUCACCAGAUGUGAAUUUAUAUCCCUUCGAUCAACCAGGUGAUGGCGAAUUUGACGAACAGAAUGAGCAGUAUUUGACACAUCAUUACAAUAAAAAUGCGUCAUCAACAGCAACAGCAUGGCGAUUGGAUUCAAAGCAAGCUGUCAAAAUGGCGAUUGUACUGCUAUUUGUCGGAUUGUUUGUGCGACAUACACUGACAAACAACAAUAUAGAUGACACCAAUGACGACAAUCGGAACUAUACAAGGAUCAAAAUAAGGAAUAGACUGGAAUUGAAAAGGAAUCAUGAACAAUGGCAACUCCAACAGGAUUUUCCCACGACAGAAAGUUUAUCUAAAAAUCGGUGAUAAGUUAGUUAUUUUAUUUUUUUUAUAAAACAAUAAAACAAGUUGUAAUAAUUCAAAGAAAUACGAAACAGAACUCAAAACAAAAUAUAGCAAAAAACCAAAAUAAACAAACAAUUUAUAUUAAAAACAAAACAAAGUAAACAAAAAAAUCUGUAAGACAAUUUCAUCAUGUUAAAAAUGUUAAUUAUAACGUUUAAAUAAUUUUUAUCAAAUUGUAAACAUUAACAUAAACGGAAACCAAAAAUAAACAUAAGCUUAAUACGAACAAAUGAUGAUGUGUUUUAAUUUUCAAUUCAAAAAUAAAUAAAAAAAAUAAGUAAAUAAAUGUAUUUAUAUAUUCUUUGGUAAACAAAAAAAAAAAAACAAUAAUAUUAAAUUUAGGAGUAAGUCAAAAAAAUCGAGAAAUAAAGAAUUGAAAACUACUAAAAUGGUUGAAAAAAAGAAAAUAAUAGUAGAUUAAAAUUGCAAAAUAAUUUUUAAGAAUGUAUAUUAAUUAUUGAUUAUUAUUACUAUAAUAAAAAUAAUAUUGUUGUGUUUUUUUGUAUAUAUAAAUUAACAAUAAGAAUUGAAAUAGGCAUUAAAAAUAUAAAAUAAAAAUAAAUUGAAAAAUUAAAUUAAAACAUUUAGGCAAAAAGUAAAAUCUGUAAUUAAAAAACCAAAACAUUAGUCAUUGAAAUACAAAUAAAUAGGAAAGAAAA
Eupeodes corollae is the source of this 5176-nucleotide messenger RNA. RefSeq lists its product as uncharacterized. The record is from RefSeq and is a predicted model, not a curated record. NCBI's taxonomy places the organism in Eukaryota, Metazoa, Arthropoda, Insecta, Diptera, Syrphidae. The transcript is spliced from 8 exons. The coding region runs from base 3366 to 4478 and encodes 370 amino acids.